CGCCCCCCCCCCCACCCCACUCCACACACACACACACACGCACGCACGCACGCACACACAUCAGCCGACCACCGUUUUCAGCUCAGUCAAAUAUCUUUUAACAGCAUCACGUUGUGGGUGAAGACUGGCGCCGGAGCAACGCUGGAACCAUGCCUCUUCUGCAGAUUUGGACUGGGAAAUUUCAUCCGCCGAUUUGAUUGUCAGGAGGCUGCUGCUUCAGCCAUUCAUGCCAGUGUUUGCUGUUUUUUUUUUCUUCCUUUUUCUCCCCCUCCUUUCCCCAACCACCUACCCCCCCACCCCCCUCAACUGGACUUGUCAUCACUUUUAAAAGUAUCCUAUAUGCUGUUCUUUUUUAUUCGAGCAAAGAUGUCUGAUCUUCUGGUGUUGGUCGAGGGGCUCUGUGACCUGCACGGAUUUCCAUAGCUAAAGGAAAACAGCGGGGUCCAAACAGCAGAUUUUCCCCCCUCCUUUUUUUUCUAUUCUUUUUUUUGUUUUGUUUUGUUUUGUUUUUGUUUGUCCAUUAUAAUAUUUUUUUAAAAUCGUCUGCAUAGAUGUAGGCGAGUAAUUCGACUGAUUUUUUUUUUUUUUUUUUUUUUAUAAAAGGGGAUUUUUUUUUUUUUUUUUUUUUUUUUUGUUUGUUUGUUUUGUUUUGUUUUUUAGUUGCCUGUUUUAUUUCUUAGUUUGUGCGUUUUCGGGAGGACCACGGGACUGGUUGGAUUAUAGGAACUAUAAGGAUUCGUGGAGAUGUUGGGUCGUCAAGAAGAAAAAAUAUGUGGAAUUUUCUCUGCUUUGGUGGCUUUGUCCUUCCUAUGCUUUGUUCAAAGCUCCUCCAACGAAAGCACCGGAAUGUCUGUGGCCAAGACUACCGUGGACAAGUUGCUGAAGGGAUAUGAUAUCCGCCUAAGGCCUGAUUUUGGAGGUCCUCCAGUCAUCGUAGGGAUGAGCAUCAACAUAGCCAGUAUCGACUCCAUCUCAGAAGUAAACAUGGACUACACCAUCACAAUGUAUUUCCAGCAGAGCUGGAGAGACAAGCGUUUGGCCUACGGAGAGCUGAAACUGAACCUGACUUUGGACAACCGUGUAGCAGACCAGCUGUGGCUCCCUGAUACUUACUUCCUUAAUGACAAGAAGUCCUUUCUUCAUGGAGUGACGGUGAAAAACCGAAUGAUCCGACUGCACCCUGAUGGCACCGUCCUAUACGGACUAAGAAUAACAACUACUGCUGCCUGCAUGAUGGACUUGAGGAGAUACCCUCUGGAUGAACAGAACUGCACUCUGGAAAUUGAAAGCUACGGAUAUACAACAGAUGACAUCGUAUUCUUUUGGGAAGGAGAUGACAAAGCUGUGACCGGGGUUAAAGAGUUGGAAUUACCUCAGUUCUCCAUUGUGGACGUCCGCCUGGUGUCUAGGGAGGUCAGGUUUACUACAGGUUCAUAUCCAAGGCUCUCAUUGAGUUUCAGGAUUAAGAGGAACAUAGGCUAUUUCAUCUUGCAGACGUAUAUGCCCUCCAUCUUGAUCACCAUCCUCUCCUGGGUCUCCUUCUGGAUCAAUUAUGAUGCCUCUGCAGCUCGCGUGGCCCUCGGUGUGACAACGGUGCUUACCAUGACCACGAUUAACACCCACCUUAGGGAGACCCUCCCAAAGAUUCCUUACGUGAAAGCCAUCGACGUCUACCUCAUGGGCUGUUUUGUGUUUGUGUUCCUGGCCCUGCUUGAAUAUGCCUUUGUAAAUUACGUGUUCUUUGGCCGGGGCCCUGCGCAACAGAAGAAAAUCAAUGAGAGGCUGGGCAAAGUCAACAACGAGCGUACGAGAUACGAAGAGAAGCGCCUGAGGGAACAGGACUCCAUUUCCGUGCCGUUUCAAACCAACACCUUCAGGUCAUUUACACAGCGAAGAAAUCUGUAUCUCGAGGAACAAAGAAAAGUUGGGGUGGACGCUUACGGGAACAUCCUCCUCACCACGCUGGACAUGAACAACGAGGUGAUGCCUUCCGACGUGGGGAGCAGCGUCAGUGACUCUCGGAAUUCCGUCAUGUCCUUCGACAGCUCCGGCGUCCAGUUUAGGAAGCCCAUGGUGCCCCGGGAUGGCUACGGCCACCACUCGCUGGACCGGAGCGCCAUGCGGAGCCGCGCCAACUGUCGGCUACGGCGACGCUCCUCCAAGCUCAAGUUGAAAAUCCCCAACCUGUCCGAUGUUAGCACCAUCGACAAGUGGUCCCGGGUCAUUUUCCCCAUCACCUUUGGAUUUUUCAACCUAAUCUACUGGUUGUACUAUGUGAAUUGAUGCGCAUCCCACUAGGAAUCAUGGGCCAUAUUUUGAGAGCACAUUAAAUUGGCUUCGAUACAGUUCCAAAAUAUGUAUACACAUAUACAAGUUGAACAUAUGUAUAUGCAUAUUUCCAUAUAUUAUAUUUAUAUAUACACAUGUGAAAUCCGAAGAACCUUUCUGCUGUACAAAGUAUUACUAGGAUGACUUGAAUGUUUAAGAAUACUUGUGCGAGAAGAAUUUCAACGCUUUUUUUGUUGUUGUUGUUUUUUUCCUCCUGAAACAAACAUGAGAUCCUCCCCACCAGGGGUUUUUCAGAACUAAAGACUGCAUGAUAUUUUUGCUAAAAAAAAAAAAACACAAAACAAAACAAAAAGAAAAGUGAAAAAAUAGCAAACAGAAAGAAGGGGAAGUGAAAGCUCUUGAGAGAGAAGAUGUCUCGGAGUCCCAUUGACUUUUUAUUGAUACUUAUCGUACUCAGAAAUCCUCUUCUGCAGCUCGAGAAAUCAGCGGUGGCUCGCGCGUCCGGGCAUCGACUCACUGAGGUCCUUGACGCCACCUUUGCCCCCCCCCUCUGCCGUUACCCCACAGGAGGACGACAUGCACGGAAACCGCUCCGUUUCUACUAUGUACAGCAACUUUGUUUGGAUUAUGUGUUGUUCUUUGGCUUUUUUUUUUGUUUUGUUUCUAGAGUGAAUAUUGUUCACCUUAUGAGACAUCAGCUCCGGCCAAAUGGUCUCCAUUCAGUUGGCGUACGGAUAGGAUGUCUGACUGCUGCAUUUCCACCCAGAGUCAACUUGUAUUACUUUUUCAUUCUCUUUUGUUUGUUUUAUUUAUUUAUUUAUUUAUUUUUUUUUUCUAUUUUAUUAGAAAUACAUCCUCGGAGUGGUGGGAUGUGGGUGGGAUCGUGGUUGAGGAUACCGGUGGAGAAAGAGGUGGGGAUUUUUAAAUUUUCUUUUUCAUUCUAGGUAAAAAAAAAAACAAACACACACUGCUUAUUGUAGAUAUGAUUUCAUCUUAACAAAAACUGUGAUUUCAGAGAGUCAGACCAUGUUUUAGGGGUUGGGCAUUAUGAGAUAAAAGAGUAAGAGGCGUGCAUUGCUGGGUCUGAUCGUUUGGGGGAAAAAGAUAUUCUGUACAUUUAAAUCAUUCAGUAUUCUCACAAAGGUAUGCUUGUGUUUUUUUUUUCCUUCUUUCUUCCUAAUGAUUAACUCGCGUUUUCUUUAGAUGCAGAGUUUAUUGACAUAGGAUCCUGCUUUGUGUUUGCUACGCAGGAGCAGGAAGGGGAACGGGAUGGGUCACCUUUGUUGUUUGUGUGAAAUUAUUUCUAGGUGAAGAUGUGAGAUCAUGUACAUUCAAAAAGAUCCACCAAAUCCUCAUUCAGAACACGGCAUAUCUUUGUUUGCUCAGCCUCUUUUUUGGUUUUCCCAGUCAGUGUGUGAAGGGAAGAAUAUUUUGGAUUCGGAUUGUACCGGGAAAGAGGCGCACGUAGGAGGGGGUUUCGUCAUUGUAGCCUUUUUCGACAGCAUGCCCCAGAACUGCUGCUACAAGAUCAGGAGGGAUUUACUGUUUCAGAAAAAUAGCCAUGAAUUGAAUGAAAUGAUGACCAAAAGGCCUGUAUUUCAUGCAUUCCCCUGGAAUACACACACGUCGCAUUUCUAGCGCUGAUGUACCGUCGGGGAGGGGUGCUGGUUAUGUUCCCCCUUUCGCCAUUUCCGACCUCUGCAGUUUUGGUUUUUCAGUAUCCAAGAUUUUCGAUUAUGAAACAUCGCCGUUCAGAAUGUCUCCUACCAAGUGUGCAUCAGUUCACCCUUUCCAGCGGGAUCUGUCACACCCACUUUAGCAACUUACAAUAACUGUCUGUAUUUUACUCAUGGACUAUUAAGAGUGUGAUAGAAAAGGAGAUAACGUAGAGUAUUUGUGGCCACGAGCUGUCAAAGAUUAUAACCGUAGCCAGGUUCUCAAACAUCAGAUCUAUGAAACCUGGCUUUUUCUCCCCACCUGUAUAUUAUUCAUACCCUUCUGCAUGAUCAGUAAGAAAAAAAAUCUGAGCCCUUAUGAAACAUUUAAGCUACUUCUAGUCAGAAAAAAAUAAAAUAAAACUAUUACCUUAAAUGUCAUUCUGCCAGGGGCAUAAAUAAUUGCAGCUACAAUAAAAAGACAACAGACGAUGCCAAGGUUCGAGAUUAGUGGUACAAAGUUUAGGGAAGACGGGACAAAACGGAGGUUUCAGUUGGUGAAAGGGUGAACUGACGCUGCUGCUGACUCAAGAAUUACUGCAGGAUAUUAUCGUGUGCCAAAUCAGACUUUACUGUAAGACAUUUCUUAUUAAUAUUUUUACAAAACGACACUUUUUUCACAUGUCACUUACUUCGGUUGAAAAGCUAAACAGAAAGAAAUUGCAGUUGUACAUGAAGAACUAGAUGAAUUCCUCCCUGGGAGAGCAACAUAACGAUGGAAGAGCUGCAAACAUCGAUUUAUCAUCGGAUAUCUGCUUUCUUCUCUGGAGCGCUGGGUAUCCAAAAGAUUCCUUCAAAAAGGAAAACUGAUCAGAAACCAAUGUGUCUACCUAAGUAAUAGUGAAGUUUGUGCAGUGCUGUGACCAGUGGUGCAAUAUGACUUUUAGUUGGGGGAUUUUGGGGGGGGUUUUGGGAUGAAUUUUAUACAGCAAUGACAUAUUUUCAAGCAGCAUCUUUAAUUCUUGAAAUCUCCACUUUUGUGUCUGCAAUUAGGAAAUUUAAGUCAAAAUAAAAAAAAACGGGUGGCAAGAUAAAACAAAAAAAAAAUGAUAAAAUGCCUUCUCCAAGCAAUAGACGGGAAACACUCAAAGACUGAAGGUUAGAUCCAAAUGUGUCCUGCUGAAAUUAAAUGAACUCGAAAACAGACUGUUUUAGCCCAACGUGAGGUUUGCGAGCACUUUACUGAUUUUACACAACAAUCUAAUAUCCCGCGCUUAGCCGUAAACUUCUCACAGAGACGUUUACGGCCACAACAAACCAGAGCCGUCGUUUAUUUAUUAUUCCCUUCAUUCCUCUCGCCUGGUAAAUCUUUGCCCCCCCCUCCCCCAGCAGUAAAAACCCGACCCGCUGAGAUCGCUUGGGGGCGUAAAAGCUUUACUCGGCCUCUUCCCACAUAUGCAGUAGAAGCCCCCGACACCUGUAAGCUCACGCCAGUGUUGCUGUUCCCCUUUAACUCAUUGCUGACGUCCCUGUGACAUGUAUGCUGCAAUUCUUAACUUCUGCCUUACAGAAGUUGUCUUAAGGGGAGACGCUCAGCCGGCGUCACGACUAGACGUGGCUCUCUUUUAGCCAGCUAUUCGUUGCAAUCAGAUCAACGAGUGGAAAGUGACUGCGCGUUGCCACAGUGUUGAUCGCGUCAUAAUUGGUACACUUUAUAAAUUGUUAGAUGUGGGGUAGUAAUUUUGACUUAGGGGUGUUUCAGAUGGGUACAUUUUUGUUACAGUAGUAACAAUGUCAACUGUUUUGUUUUGUUUGCAUAUUUCAUUGUUAAAUUGUUUAAAUUGAAAUAUGAUGGAUCUUUAUGAAAUUACACUUGGAUUCAGACUAUGUGGCCAGAGGAUUUUGUUUGCUCCACUGCAAACCAGGCAGAUGUUUCUGUGUUUAACUGCCUGCUCUGUGGUCUCAGUGAGAUGCACUCGCAGUCUGCGUUUUUUCUAAUGUAAACUGACUCAAGUAUUAAACUCUUAUUCAGGUUGGUGUUAUUCCCAGAAAUGAAAGCCUGUUCAGGUAUUGUACUGUUUAGAUAGUACACUAAACGCAUAUGGAGGGGAGAAAAAACAACAACAAAAAAAAAACAUUCUCACAGUAAAUAUAUUCACUGUUCAUUUCAAACACCACAUGUACUACCAGCUUUCUGGACAUGAAAUUAGCACCUCCAUCCCAAAGCCUGUGAGGACAUUCUGUUCUGAAACUUUUUCUUGCUUAUCUAGAGAGUUUCUUUUUUCUUUUCCUUUGAACACUUAAGUUCAAUAAGUAGAGAAGGAGGAGGGGGAAAAAAGUGUUGAACUGAUUUCAAUGUGAAUUCUCUUGCCUCUAGUGUAUAUGUGUAAUUACAUGUGAAUUGUACUGUAAAUAUAAUAUCUUUCACUUAAUAGUUCUUAAUGCAUGAACAAAAACAUGGCAGUUCUUAAUACCAGCUAGCCUCACUGCUAAUGGCAUGGACAGCUUUUCUAGCAUUGGCAUACUUCUGCAAACGAAACCUUAACAAAAAAGAAACAAAAAAAAUCUGAAAACAUAAAGGAACACAUGGUGUGAACAAAAUAAUGGAGAAACCAUGACAAAGUUCUCUCGCGGUGAUGGAGUUUCUGGCGGUUCAAAGGGAACGCUAGCGCUAAAAGCGUGCGUUCAGCUAGUGGGAAAGUGAUGUUCUGGCGAUUUAGGCUUUUUGCGUUUGUCCGUUUAAUGUGACCGGAAGCCUUUCAGGAGAUUUCAGCAUAUUCUACCCACUGCACUUACCUCAGCCAUUCACAAACCACUUAGUCCACAAGUUCUCCCAAAAAAAUAUGAUCAGCUAGCUAGCUUGCUAUGGCUAGAGGAGCAGGGUUGCCUUAAGAGGGCGAGUGGGAUGUUUUUUGUUUUGUUUUUUUCCUGUUCCUCACCAAGAAAAUCUGUAGUGCCCCUGAGCAAGGCACUUUACUAAUUGCCCAAGUGCAAAUGGUUGGAGUCUGUGGUGUAUUGUAGCAAACAUCUUUAGCUAUCCGAGAGCAAGGCUAGCAAAUCUGUGCUGGACUGUAGCAAACACUUUAGCUAAUUUAGAUCAUGGUUAGCAAACUGUAGCCUGGAGAAAUAAAUGAAGAAGUGUCCCUUUCUUCUGUAACAGCACAUAAAUCCCAAUAUGGACAGCUGGAAAACGCCUUUUCACUUACCUGAAGUGCGCUAACACCAUAUUACAUCCGUCAAAUCACCAGAACAAAAUUAGGAGGCUCCAUACUGUCGGACGAAUUGUCGCUGGUGGAUUCAUUAUUUUGUCCUCACUUUGAAGGUUUUGUUUUGCAUGACCUGAGUUUAAAAAAAAAAAGGGUUUAUUUUCGUAUAUUUUUACUCUACACCAUCCGAUUCAUAUCCACAGCCAGGAAGUAAAAAAUAAAAAUAAAAAAUGUUUGAUUCAGUGUUUACAUGCUCAAAUUGCACUUGUUUUACAGCCAGCUCUAUAAAUCUUGUGGAACAAACUGUUCAUAAAGCUGAAGGACAAACAUCACAGUAGAGCGCACAUUAUGUGAUUUCGUCUUCUUCUUCUUUUUUUUUAUUUGAUGAAUCACAGUUGUGCACUUCUACAAAAAAAAUAUUGUAAAUCAGUUUGAGAUAGAUGCACCAAGUGCAUGCUAGAGUUUUAUCCGAUUCAGCUUAAGCAUCCCAUCAAACGCCCUUCAACUACAAAGGAUGUAGAGGGUGCUCUCCUGCAGCAUCUUAACAUAUAAGCCAUGUGAUUGCACACUGAGUGGGUGUUCCCUGUAUUUCCUCUUUGAUAAGUUGCCUCUGGUUACGGCCUGCUGUCGAUUACUGUAUGAGGGUGACUUGCAAGACACUGUGCCGAUUCCCAGUUUCCCACAUGUCAAUAUACUGUACCUCCCUCUUUUUAAGACCCUUCCUGAAAGACUGUCUCAUAUUUAACCAGUAGGUAAAAAAAAAAUAAAAGAAA
Poecilia latipinna (sailfin molly) is the source of this 7923-nucleotide messenger RNA. RefSeq names its product gamma-aminobutyric acid type A receptor subunit beta4 (gene gabrb4). The transcript has 10 exons. The record is from RefSeq and is a predicted model, not a curated record. Gene Ontology annotation, molecular function: extracellular ligand-gated monoatomic ion channel activity; GABA-A receptor activity. Gene Ontology annotation, biological process: monoatomic ion transmembrane transport. Gene Ontology annotation, cellular component: membrane. The coding region runs from base 745 to 2283 and encodes 512 amino acids. NCBI's taxonomy places the organism in Eukaryota, Metazoa, Chordata, Actinopteri, Cyprinodontiformes, Poeciliidae.